Messenger RNA from Daldinia decipiens, 1362 nucleotides. RefSeq lists its product as uncharacterized. Gene Ontology annotation, biological process: spindle assembly. The record is from RefSeq and is a predicted model, not a curated record. The coding region runs from base 95 to 1213 and encodes 372 amino acids. Gene Ontology annotation, cellular component: HAUS complex; cytosol. The transcript has a single exon. Lineage: Eukaryota; Fungi; Ascomycota; Sordariomycetes; Xylariales; Hypoxylaceae.
UCAAUAUGUACUUAUCAAUAAAAAAGUUAAUUCCCCAAUUCCACACCACCUUUCUAUCUAUCUAUAAUCUAUCUAUAUAACACAACACAAUACAAUGUCGCACCUCCCCCCCUCCCAAGCAAUAUUCUCCCCCUCCGUCGCCCGCGCCGCCGCCUCCACCGCAAAAGACUGGUCCUACAUCGACACCUGGCUGCGCAGCAUCUUCGCCAACUCCUCCUCCCCUUCUAGCCGCGCCUCCCGCCCUCCCCCCUUCGAGCGCAACCCCGAAACCCUCAAGGCCCUGCUCGCCCUAGCCGCCGCCAACGAAGCCGCCGACGAGCACCGCGAGCAGCUCGCGCGCGUCGAGGAGGCUGCGCUGGAAGAAGCGCGCUCCGUCGAACGAGAGCGGGAGGAACGGCGGAAGAGGAUCGAUGCUCUGAAGCAGAAACAACGGGAAGGAGCAAAUGUAGAAAAAGAAGAAGGAGAAGAAGAAUCUCUCGACGGUGACAUCCUAGCCACAGACCUACUCUCCGCGCUCGAAUCCUCCUUGAGCAAAGACGGCGCCGCAGCCCUCGACGCCAUGGCUUCUAUGGCCGUCGAGCUAGGCGUCGCGUACCCCACCCCCGAAAUCCUCGGGUCCAAGUUCGCCGAGCUGCAGGGCCGAGCAUUCGAGCUAGAAGACGGGAUCGAGCGGGUAGAUUUACUGCGGCGGUACUUGGACCGGGAAUCUGCUCGCGCCGAGACCUUUCUCGCAGAGCUGCAGCAGUCCAAUGCCGACUCCAGCCUCAAUGCCCACAACGAUAAGGACAGCACCAUCGGCGGUGGCAGCGGUAGCGGCAGCGGUAGCAGCGCCAGCAUAUUCACACUUCCCCCCACUCUCCCCAAGCAAAACCUCUCCCUGCAACGCCUAAUCAAGAGCACAUCCAGCCACCUCCCAGACCUAACCCACCAAGUCCACUCCCUAGAAAAAACCGUCGGCCUCCCCGCUCUAACCGUCGAUGACGUGCGCGCCGACGAGGAAGCAUACCUAGACCUGCUAUCCCGCAAAAAGGAUCUCGAUACGCAAGUCCGCGCCUUUGCCGGCCUACCCCCUGAUAUCGACGCCGCGCGUGCUGAACUAGAAGCUUUACGUGCCGAGCUCCGGCACGCGACGGAACGGCGCGAUGAGGACUUUGAGAGGCUGGUGGAACGGGAGAGUCCGGUGAAGAGUAGGAGGAGGCCUAGACUAGACUAAAUUAUAUUAUACUAUCCUCAAGUAAGCCUCAAAACAGCUGCAAGAAUACUCGUCUUAGUAUAUAAUGCAAUCCAAUAUGUGUAUAAAAACGCCAUUAAUUAUUACUUGUCUAUUCGAACUCGCAGGUAUCCUCGCUCUACACAAUCAUA